AUGGCUGAAACCGGAGUUCCUGCAAUGGCAACAGCAGCAGCGUUUAGGGCGGAAGAAGAAAGAGUUGGAUUCACAACGAAUUCGCCAAAGCAAGACCGUAUGAAAGAACGACACAAGCAAAGUCCAAUAAAUAUAACCAAAGGAGCAGUGGAUCACGACAGCAACUUAAAAGCAUCCCAUCUGAAGUUUUCUUACACCAUGGGUGAUAUCAAAACAGUGGAGGUAAUUCUCACUGCUCCUCAUCUUCCGGGCACUUAUGAACUCUGGGAGUUGCAUGCUCAUUGGGGACCGGAUAAAAAUGCGGGCAGUGAACAUUUAUUGGAAGGAAAAGCAUUUCCCGCUGAG
Gongylonema pulchrum is the source of this 345-nucleotide messenger RNA. The record is from the annotation of a GenBank genome assembly. Lineage: Eukaryota; Metazoa; Nematoda; Chromadorea; Rhabditida; Gongylonematidae.